Molecule: messenger RNA, 633 nt
Organism: Camelina sativa (false flax)
Lineage: Eukaryota; Viridiplantae; Streptophyta; Magnoliopsida; Brassicales; Brassicaceae
Product: RING/U-box superfamily protein
Biological process (GO): protein ubiquitination; ubiquitin-dependent protein catabolic process
Molecular function (GO): ubiquitin protein ligase activity
Source: RefSeq, a predicted model, not a curated record
AUGGAAGUGCAAUUAACCUUUCGCAGCGAAAUCGACCUCAAACCUAAAUCCGAAGAUGCUGGGACACUCAAGAUUUGCGUAAGUCUGUCGGGCACAUCACUAGAUCGUGAAAAUCUAUAUCUCUCGUACGAUGACUUCGAAAGCGUUGAAUCCACCUUCCCUAAUGACUUGAAAGAACUGAAUGAAUGGUUGUUCUUAGCAGGGCUCACCCACCAAGAUGUUGACAUUGCUAACCGUAAGCUCACUGAACGUAUCUAUCAUAAUUUGAUUUCCAUAGUAGACUUUCCAGUUUCUGCUACGUUAGUGUACAUGUACUGUAAGGUCAUCCAUCCUCCUAGGAAUGACGAGGCCGUUCAAGCUGAGACCAAUAACAUCCGGUUAGUUAAACCGGCAAGUAAGCUUUCGGUUGGUCGUUUGGCAAGGAAAAUAUGUAAGAAGAAUAAGAAGAAGACGUCCAACUCUGAUGACAACAUGUGCUCAAUUUUUUUGGAGGGGUUUGAAAAGGGAGAAAUAGUCGUGACCUUACCUUGUGGACACGAGUUUGACGAUAGUUGCAUUGUGAAGUGGUUUAGGAUUUAUCAUGUUUGUCCAUUGUGUCGAUUCGAGUUGCCAUGUAAAGAGAUGACUAAUUAA